AUGAAAAUCAAAUCUUUCUAUGAAUUCCCUCUGUUUUUCCUCUUCUUUUUCUUGUUCUGCAACCAGUAUUUACGCCCCAUACAAGCCCAGUCAAGCACCAUAGGUUAUCCCUGCACCAGACAGUCCUUUAACUCCUGCAGAACUUAUGCCUUCUACAGAGCUAUGGCUCCAGAUUUUCUUGAUUUGGCCUCCAUAGGUGAUCUCUUCUCAAUAAGCCGCCUCAAGAUUUCAAUUCCUAGUAAUAUUUCUUCCCCAAAUGCCACUUUGAUUCCUGAUCAAUCCCUCUUUGUUCCCAUAGAUUGUUCUUGUAAUACUGUGAAUUCUAGCAUUACAAUUUCUUAUGCAGGGUUAAACUACACCAUAAAAAGUGGUGACACCUUCUAUGGUGUGUCAACCCACCAUUUCCAAAAUCUUACAACUUAUCAAUCUGUUGAAGUUGUAAAUCCAACCCUAAUCGCUACACGCCUAGAUAUAGGUGUUAAUGUAGUUUUUCCAAUAUUUUGUAAGUGCCCUAACUCAACCCAGUUGGAAAAUGGUGUGAAUUUUCUCAUCAGUUAUGUUUUUCAGCCAUCUGAUAACUUGAGUGCAAUUGCAUCAAGGUUUGGAUCCACAACACAGUCUAUAAUUGAUGUAAAUGGGAAUAAUAUUAGGCCAAACGACACAGUUUUUGUUCCGGUAUCUCGGCUUCCUAAUAUUACACAGCCUAUCGUUCCUCCUCUUGUUACAGGGAGUGGGAGGAAAACUGAAAGAAAAGGUGCCAUCAUAGGAUUGGGAAUUGGGUUGGGAAUUUGUGGGCUGCUGCUGAUUUUGGUUUGUGGAUUGUGGUUUUAUAGAGAGGGUUUGAUGAAGAAAAGGGAAAGAAAAUAUAGAGAUGAAGAGAAACAUAAAUUUGAUAAAAGAAGGAAGGGAUUCACGAAGGGUGAAGAGGUGAAUUUGAUGGCUGAUGUUUCAGGUUGCUUAGAUAAGUAUAAAGUAUAUGGAAUAGAUGAAUUAAGGGCAGCAACAGACGAAUUCGACGAAAGAUGUAUUAUUCAAGGAUCAGUUUACAAAGGCAGUAUUGAUGGAGAAUUGUAUGCAAUCAAGAAAAUGAAAUGGAAUGCCUAUGAGGAACUCAAGAUCUUACAGAAGGUGAACCAUGGGAACUUGGUCAGGCUAGAGGGAUUCUGCAUAGACCCUGAAGAAGCGAAUUGCUACCUCGUCUACGAAUAUGUCGAAAAUGGUUCACUUCACUCGUGGCUUCAUGAAAACAAGAACGAGAAGUUGAGCUGGAAAACAAGAUUAAGAAUUGCCAUUGAUGUGGCAAAUGGUCUCCAAUACAUCCAUGAACACACGAGACCGAAAGUUGUGCACAAAGACGUCAAAAGCAGCAACAUUCUAUUGGACUCGAACAUGAGGGCCAAAAUUGCCAAUUUCGGGCUUGCAAAAUCGGGCUGCAAUGCCAUAACAAUGCACAUAGUAGGAACACAAGGUUACAUUGCUCCAGAGUACCUUUCUGAUGGAGUGGUUUCAACUAAAAUGGAUGUUUUCUCUUUUGGUGUGGUGUUACUUGAGCUUGUUUCCGGUAGAGAAGCCACUGAUGAAGAAGGGAACGUUCUAUGGACUAGUGUGAAUGGAAUUUUGGAUGGAAAGGAGGAACGAAGGAUGAAGAGGUUGAGAGAAUGGAUGGACAGUAAUCUUUUAAACGAGUCAUGCUCAAUGGGUAGUGUUAUGAGUGUAAUGGCCGUUGCUGUUGCUUGUUUGCACAAGGAUCCUUCGAAGAGGCCUAGUAUGGUGGAAAUUGUCUAUGCAUUGUCUAAGAGUGAUGAUUUGUUCUUUGAAGUCUCCGAGGAUGGACUUUCUCCUCGACAAGUGCUUGCAAGGUAG
Molecule: messenger RNA, 1863 nt
Organism: Fraxinus pennsylvanica
Lineage: Eukaryota; Viridiplantae; Streptophyta; Magnoliopsida; Lamiales; Oleaceae
Source: the annotation of a GenBank genome assembly